AUGGUCGCCGGUUGUGUCAUCACCGAGCAGUGCGCCGUGGCGGUGUCGACAGAGCGGCUGUGGAAGGUGGUCUUCUCCGGCGAGGACACGGUCGCCCUGCCCAAGGCCUGCGCGGGCUUCAUCGACGCUGUGGACGUCGAGGGCGACGGCGGACCCGACAGCGUCUUCACCAUGACGCUCAGCCCGGCGGCGGCGGAGCUGUCAGGCUCGGGCGUGAUGAGGAGCCGCGUGAUGGCCCGCGACAACGCGGCUAGGGUGUUCAAGACGGAGAUACUGGAGGGCGGCAAGGUGAGCGGCCAGCUCAAGUCGCAGGUGCUCGAGAUGGCGGCCGGGGACGGUGCUUGUGUGGCGAAGCUCAGGGUGGAGUACGAGAGGCUCGGCGGCGGCGGGGCGCUGUCGACGGAGGACCAGGCGCGCUCGCCGCCGGGUACCUCGACCAGACCAGCUCAAGAUGGUCAAGGCAUACCUGGUCGCCCACCCUGCUGA
Messenger RNA from Hordeum vulgare subsp. vulgare (domesticated barley), 486 nucleotides. RefSeq lists its product as uncharacterized. Gene Ontology annotation, molecular function: signaling receptor activity; abscisic acid binding; protein phosphatase inhibitor activity. Gene Ontology annotation, biological process: abscisic acid-activated signaling pathway; defense response. Gene Ontology annotation, cellular component: cytoplasm; nucleus. Lineage: Eukaryota; Viridiplantae; Streptophyta; Magnoliopsida; Poales; Poaceae. The transcript has a single exon. Bases 1 to 486 code for a protein of 161 amino acids. The record is from RefSeq and is a predicted model, not a curated record.